Solanum stenotomum is the source of this 552-nucleotide messenger RNA. Its product is annotated as AP2/ERF and B3 domain-containing transcription factor At1g51120-like. NCBI's taxonomy places the organism in Eukaryota, Viridiplantae, Streptophyta, Magnoliopsida, Solanales, Solanaceae. The record is from RefSeq and is a predicted model, not a curated record. Bases 1 to 552 code for a protein of 183 amino acids. The transcript has 2 exons. Gene Ontology annotation, molecular function: DNA-binding transcription factor activity; DNA binding.
AUGGAAGGUGAAAGUAAUAAUAUUUCUGAUUCAAGACUCAUGAAAGGUGUUCUGAACGAACAUAACGGUCAGGGCACUAAGGGUAACACUGAAUCUUCAUUUAAGCAACUUUUUCAAAAAGUGCUUACUCCGAAUGAUGUUGGAAAUAAAAUGUUUGUGAUCCCCAGGAGAUAUGCUAUAAAAUACUUUUCUCACAUCCAACAUAAUGAAGAGAUUGACUUCUAUGAUAGCUCAAGAAAUUCAUGGAAGUUUAGGCUUUUUUACUGUCAAAGCAGUAAAAAAUUCAGCUUCACUAAGGGUUGGCACAAAUUUGUUAAAGCUAAAAGCUUAAGCGCCAAAGAUACAAUUGUUUUCAACUUGUAUGAAUUCAAGAAUGGAACAAAUGAGAGUUGCAAUACCUUUGUGAUUGAUGUGGUGAAGAAUGUUGAAGGUUUGCCAAUGGAUUUAGCACUCAAUCAUGAUGCUGUUGAUGUUGAUGUUGCUUUGACACCUGUUUUGCUUUUUGGAAAGCAAAUAGGUUGGACCAAGACAAAAAGCGGAAAUGAAGUUUAA